AUGCCAUCAUCUGCAGUCACGCGAGUUCAACAGCAAGGUUUAGUCAACCAAAACCAUUCAUUGAACUCCAAUAGUGAAAGACAUACAAUAAGCAUGUUUCGUUUAUUUCUUCGAGCAUUCGAUUAUAUUUAUAUAAUAAAUACGAAAAUAUUCUUUUAUUUUUUGUUAUUACUCAAACGAUUAUUAAGAUUUCUGUUCGGUGUCUGGACAUUUAUGUUUGUUAGUCUACGUGGAUCGAAGAAAAAACUUAUUCAAUUUCAAUCUGUCAAAUAUUAUAAUUGUCCUCUUCAGCCAUUAUCACUUCAUCGAUUACAUUUUCUUCCUAAAAAAAUUUUGGUAUUAGACUUAGAUGAAACAUUGAUUCAUUCACAUCACGAUGGCCUUACACGGGUUGUAACGGUUAAACCAACGGGACCACCUGAUUUCAUAGUUCGUGUGGAAAUUGAGCGACAUCCAGUUCGAUUUUUUGUCUAUAAACGACCCCAUGUGGAUUAUUUCCUCGAAACAGUCAGCCAAUGGUAUGAGCUUGUCGUCUUCACCGCUUCGAUGGAGAUUUAUGGUGCAGCUGUUACUGAUAGAUUAGAUAACAAUCGAAAUAUCCUGUCCAAACGAUACUUUCGUCAACAUUGCACACUAGAAUAUGGAGCCUAUUCGAAAGAUUUAGCUGUGAUUAAUAAUGACCUUGCUCGAAUAUUCAUUUUGGAUAAUAGUCCGAUCGCAUAUCGAUCUUAUCCACUAAAUGCAAUACCAAUUAAAUCCUGGUUUUUUGAUCCGACAGAUACAUGUUUACUAUCACUAUUACCGUUUCUUGAUGCAUUGCGUUUUUGUCGCGAUGUUCGAUCAGUAUUGGGAAUGAAUCUACAUUUACAUCAAAACUUAACGGUGACAAGCACAACUGGAUUGACUACGCAGGUUGUUCCAUCAUCUGCAAGAUAA
Adineta ricciae is the source of this 936-nucleotide messenger RNA. NCBI's taxonomy places the organism in Eukaryota, Metazoa, Rotifera, Eurotatoria, Adinetida, Adinetidae. The record is from the annotation of a GenBank genome assembly.